This is a messenger RNA of Symbiodinium pilosum, 2748 nucleotides long. The record is from the annotation of a GenBank genome assembly. Lineage: Eukaryota; Dinophyceae; Suessiales; Symbiodiniaceae.
AUGCUAAAAGGCUUGCUGCGCAGUGGAGAACUCCAGCGCAAUCGACACGGUGAUUACCAAUUGCCGGAUGGCGGCGCACCCCGCAGCGCUGUGGUGCAGCUGCGCGGUCGCAUGAUGGUUGUGGAUGAUCUGCCUAUAGAUGAUGCCGGGCGUAUGAAUCUGCGUGUCGGUGAUGAAAUUGAAUAUCGCGUCAGCGAAGGUCACGCACAGGUGUUACAGGUCACCCGUCUUUCCCAGGCAUUGUUUACCGGAAUUUUCAGCAAGCAGGGACGCGACCAGUUUGUGAACGGCCUGGGCCAGGAUCGGGGUCGUGUCAAAAUUCUGCAGCCGGCAAAAAAAGCACGCGACGGCGAUACUGUGCAGGUCACCAUCACGGAGCGAGAUGAGCGUGGCUUAAGCGGCAUCGUUGCUCACAUUCUGGCCAGUGAAAAUGUUUUGGACCAGGCCAUCCAGACAGCGGUCACCGCCGGCGGUAUCCCGUUUGAGUGGCCCGCUGAGGUCACCUCAGCCGUGUCUAAGCUGCCAACCAGAGUGGUCGCAGGUCGUCAUCCCCAACGUGAAGAUCUGACUGGAUUACCGCUGGUAACCAUUGAUGGAGAAACCGCCAGAGACUUCGACGAUGCGGUUUAUGCUGAGCCGCUGAAGCGGCGUGCUGGCGGGUUCCGCCUGGUGGUAGCCAUUGCAGAUGUGGGCCACUAUGUGAAACGCAAAACGCCCCUGGACGAUGAAGCCGUGCUGCGUAGCACAUCAGUCUACUUCCCGGAGCGGGUCAUUCCGAUGCUGCCGGAAGCGUUGUCUAACGGGUUGUGUUCGCUGCGGCCGGAAGAGCCGCGCCUGGCGUUGGCCUGCGAAAUGUUCAUAGAUGCCAAAGGCAAUAUUUAUAAACAUCAGUUCAGCGAGGCGGUUAUUUUUUCGCAUGCACGGCUAACUUAUAACCAGGUGCAGGCUUAUCUGGAUAGCGGGGCCAGUUUGCCCGUGAGUAGGGCUUCCGCCCAGGCGGUGAACCAGUCGAUCAAGGCGCUGGCUCAGUUGCACGAUGUGAUGCGUGCAGCCCGUGCCAAACGUGGCGCGCUGGAAUUUGAGACCCACGAGGCGAGCAUCGAAAUUCAGGAUGGUCGGGUUGCGUCGAUCAUCCCUGUUGAACGUCUGGUUGCCCAUCAACUUAUUGAAGAAGCCAUGAUUGCGGCUAAUGUCAGCGCGGCGGUAUUUUUGGAAGAAGCGCAGGUGCCCGCACUCUAUCGCGUUCACGAAACACCGGAUCCGGACAAGGUGGCAGAAUUCAGCCAGGCCCUUGGCCAGAUUGGGGUGAAACUGCCCAGCGGUGAAAUUACGCCUCUGGUGCUGCAGUCUGCGCUGAACCGCCUGCCUGAUUAUGCGGACCCAUGGUUAUAUGGACAGAUGGCACUGCGCACGCUGAAACAGGCGCUAUACAGUCCAAACAACCAGGGUCACUUCGGCCUCGCGCUGGAUCGCUACAUGCAUUUCACCUCACCGAUCCGGCGCUAUCCGGAUCUGAUUGUCCAUCGCGCGAUAAAAUCGGUGUUGGCGAAACGGGCUGGCCGCAAAAGUAAAAAUGUACCGGGCAUGGAUGAGCUGCAUCAGCUUGGAGAAAUCUGUUCAAGCAAUGAAAGGCGUGCGGAAAGUGCCGGCUGGAUGGUAGAUGCCUGGCUGAAAUGCGAUUUUCUCCGCGAUCGUGUCGGUGACACGUUUGAGGGUGUGAUCGCCAGCGUCACUGAGUUUGGUCUGUUUGUCGAUCUGGAUAAGUACUAUGUUCAGGGUCUUCUGCACAUUUCUAACCUCGGCUCAGAUUAUUUUAACUUCGAUGCCAGAGCAUUUGCCCUGGUCGGCGAGCGCAGCGGUCGUAAGUUUCGGCUGGGUGAUCGGUUGCAGGUCAUUGUGAAUGAUAUCGACCCUCCCCAGGGUCGUAUUGAUUUAAGCCUGCCCGGCAUGGCCAGCGGGCGCACAAAGAAAUCAGCAGGACCGCCGCGGGAAACGCUCAUGAGUGAUGUUUAUGGUAUCCAGCCGGCCCGCGCACUCUUGCGUGAUUCCCCUGAGCGAGCGCGGGCAUUGUACAUUCUGCAGGGGCGUCGUGACGCGCGAGUGAAUGAGCUGAUCAGCCUGGCUAAAGACGCUGGCAUUCGCCACCAGAGCAUGGACGCCACCUGGUUUCGGCGACGUGCCGCUGAUGCUGCACACCAGGGUGUGUUGCUGGAAUGCCACGAGCUGGCGUUGGCUCGGGAACAGGACCUGUUUGACAGCUGGGACAAAUUUAAAACGCCACCGUUGUUCCUCAUUCUUGAUGGUGUGACAGAUCCGCGCAAUUUUGGUGCCUGUUUACGCAGUGCCAAUGCUGCCGGGGUAGAUGCGGUGAUUGUGCCCAAACGCAACAGUGCGCCACUGAGCCCGGUGGCACUGAAAACGGCUCAGGGUGGGGCAGAAAAUCUGCUCAUUGUUGAGGUGGUCAAUCUCGCGCGGUUUAUGAAACAACUGAUGCAACGCAACGUCUGGAUCAUCGGUGCUGAUGGCGAGGCGGCGCAAUCCUAUACCGAGAUUGAUGCCCAGGAUGGGUUAGCGUUGGUGAUGGGCAGUGAAGGUAAAGGCUUGCGCCGGCUGACCAGGGAGCACUGUGAUCAGCUGGUGCAUAUUCCAAUGCAAGGCAGUGUCAGCAGCCUCAAUGUGUCCGUGGCCACCGGUGUCAUCCUGUUCGAGCUGCAGCGCCAGCGAAUGACAGCCGCGUCGGCUCAGUAA